This is a messenger RNA of Penicillium oxalicum, 2007 nucleotides long. RefSeq names its product type-X family DNA polymerase. Lineage: Eukaryota; Fungi; Ascomycota; Eurotiomycetes; Eurotiales; Aspergillaceae. The transcript has a single exon. Gene Ontology annotation, cellular component: nucleus. Gene Ontology annotation, molecular function: DNA binding; DNA-directed DNA polymerase activity. Gene Ontology annotation, biological process: double-strand break repair via nonhomologous end joining. The coding region runs from base 1 to 2007 and encodes 668 amino acids. The record is from RefSeq and is a predicted model, not a curated record.
AUGUCGGGUUUGAAUCUGGCGACAAAGGGCUCAGCUCCCUCCGACGGCCUAAUCCCAGAUGCCCCGCAAACCACAAUAUUCUCCGACCAGGGACCCAUCUUUAUACUUCCGACACACUUACCAAUGGACCGUCUUCACGGUAUCGAAGACAAAGUGGUGCGGAACGGAGGCACACUGACCUAUGACAUAUCAGAGGCCGAAGUCAUUCUGGGAAAGAUAUCACAGAAGAAACGAGGCGCGCUGGAGCUACGUUCCCGCGGCCUAUGGACUGAAGAAAUCCCUGACCCCGUUCACCUUUCACCACCAUCUCAGUCAGAUGUUAAGCCUGCACUGAAAAGAAGAAAGAUUGAUCCGACCUCUGCAACAUCCACUUUAGCUGCUGAGGUCGUUGAUCUUAGCACCGAGUCGGAAUCUGACGAGAACGAAAUACAUAGUCUCCAUGACCCAGCGAGCCACCUUGUACUACAUCCGGCGGGACCCGGGCCUGAGAAAAGCGUGGCUCUCCUCUCAUUGGAAUGGCUAGAUCAGUCAAUCGCAGCUGGCAGCGUCAUCCCUUGGAACUCAUUUGUAGUGUACAGAGGGCGCAAGAUCCCCAAGCCAGUUUCUGCCCAAUCCCCAACUCUGGCAGCAGCAGUAUCUCAACAGCGAUCAACGAGCGCAAUUCUGCGACGUGCGAAAGAAGAUGCCGUUUCGCAGUCAUCUACAACCUCCUCUCAGCACUCGCACUUCCGACGCCCCAGGGAGCCUCUGGACGGACAAGCUAGCCAGCGUCAUCCGCCAGCGCUAUACCGACAAACAACGUCAGAACAUGACGAGACCGCCGAUCUACCACCAGAACCUGACUGGGUCCGUGAAGGCAUUGCGUACGCAUGUCAGCGCUCUGCGCCCUUGCAUCCGCCCAACGAGGACUUUAUUUCUCAACUCGUGAAGAUCCGCCGCAUCAGGGAACUGACUUUGGACGAAAUCGGGGUGCGCGCAUAUAGUACCUCCAUCGCGGCCAUUGCAGCAUAUCCGUACGUCAUCAAGCGUCCAAGCGAAAUUCUCACUCUUCCAGGAUGCGAAGCCAAGAUCGCAAAUUUGUUCGCAGAGUACCAACAGCGAGGAAGUUGUAAUCAUACUGAUGAGGACGGAAAUGUCAGUGCGGCAAACACUUUGGAGACUGAUCCCGUGCUUCGGGUGUUGAAUCAAUUCAAUUUGAUAUGGGGAGUGGGUGUGAAGACCGCAAGAGACUUCUACUACCAUCGAGGUUGGCGAGAUCUUGAUGACAUUGUGGAAAACGGGUGGAACAGUUUGACCCGUGCUCAGCAGAUUGGAGUCAAGUUCUUUGAUGAGUUUCUUCAGGGAGUGUCUCGUCUUGAAUCUGAGUCCAUUGCGGAGACUAUCUGCCGGCAUGCAAACAGGAUUCGUCCAGAAGCAGAGGGUAAAGUUGAAUGUAUCAUCGUAGGCGGAUACCGACGGGGGAAAGAAUCUAGUGGCGACGUCGAUGUCAUUGUCACACAUCGCGAUGAAAAUAUCACAGACAGCCUCAUCGUCGACAUAGUGACUAGUCUCGAAGCAGAGCAAUAUGUCACACACACCUUGUCUCUUCAUUUGACGUCCUCGCAUCGCGAACAGCAAACUCUUCCCUACCGUGGGGACGAGCCCGGAAGACACCUUGACUCUCUCGACAAAGCCCUCGUCGUCUGGCAAGAUCCACAAUUUGACAAGACGCUCAAGAAGAAUCCAAAUCCUCACCGACGCGUUGACAUUAUCAUCUCACCUUGGCACACCGUCGGAUGCGCUGUAUUGGGAUGGUCCGGCGACACCACUUUCGAGCGCGACCUCCGACGUUAUGUCAAAAAGGCUCAUGGAUGGAAGUUCGACUCGAGUGGAGUGCGUGAGCGUAUCGCGGGAGGCCGAGUGAUUGAUCUAGAACACGGAGGAGAAACUUGGGAAGAAAGAGAGCGAUUACUGAUGGAGCGCAUGGGAAUUGGAUGGAGGCCUCCGCAUGAGCGAUGUACACGCUGA